This is a messenger RNA of Maudiozyma barnettii, 1539 nucleotides long. RefSeq lists its product as uncharacterized. The record is from RefSeq and is a predicted model, not a curated record. The transcript has a single exon. Gene Ontology annotation, cellular component: nucleus. The coding region runs from base 1 to 1539 and encodes 512 amino acids. Lineage: Eukaryota; Fungi; Ascomycota; Saccharomycetes; Saccharomycetales; Saccharomycetaceae.
AUGAAGAUUUUGAGACAAGCAGAUGAGGAUUAUUACUUAAGUACGGAGUGGCUCUGGCAAAAACAUGAAAGCGACAAUAUUAUUGAAGUCUUCGAUGCUCCAGAUAAGAUAUAUUUAUGCUUCGGGAUAUUUUUAAUAGAUAGGCUAAAACUGUCAAAACCAAAGACUCUAGAUGCUAUAUAUAAAAGUCUAUCGAAAGAGUUAGAGUAUUGGAAUCAACACUACCCUUGGUCAGAGUUAUCCAGUUUUAAAUUACAAUUGAGAGAGUUGUCUGAUUCAACGCCCUAUCUAUUCGGUUAUAAAUGUACACAGGAUAAUAGUGUUGAAGAAAAUGCUCUUAUACUUGGAAUAUUACACAAUAUAUCUCAGGGAUUUGGUCCGGAAAUAUUCGUAAAAAUAUGUGACACUGAUGGUGAUUUUAUACUAGCCGAUUGUAAUGACAGCAUACCCGAAGAAUUCAAUUAUCCAGUAGCUAAUAAUAGAUUAUGGCUACAUGAAGGUAAGUUUAAGUUGAUUCCUACCUACUUUUACCCUGACAGAGGACUUACGCAAGGAGAAUGCAUUGAAUUUUUAGGUAAAGCUCAUUAUAAACUAGUAACGGACCAAAAGCUGAUGAGUGAAAUUGAUAAAAAAUAUAUCCAAUCUUUCCCACACGAGCGUUUAAAUGAUUUACAAUUGUUGAAUAUCAAAAUUGGUGAUAAAGAAUGUCUAGAAAUCUUAAAACAAAAUCCAACCACCCUAAAUUUUAUUAUUAAACAAUUUCACGUAAUUGAUGUCGAAGAUCCGGAUAUCUCGAAAUACAACGGAAAGGGUACAGAGUGCACAUUUUUGAUAUCUAGAGUUUUUUUAGAUUUAUUAUCUCUUUAUAUGGAUUCAAGGGGGUUGAAGAGAGAUCAGGGAGAAGUACAAUUAUAUUCCGGUGAGAUCAUAUCUUUGAUGCUAAAAACUCUAUUGGAGGAUAACACAUUGGCUAUUCAAGAAACAGAUGGUUUACACAUAAAACCUGGAGUGCAUCAUAUGAAUACAACCUUUCAAGAUUUUGAUUUCAAGAAAAGGUCAUUAUCUGACAUGAUAGAACUGAAGGACGAUAUGAUUCCUGAUCAGGAAGCACUUGACAAGGUAGCAGAGUUUAUUUCUCAAUCCAGUACCUUGCAAAAGAAUACCUCGCAAAAGAAGAAUUCGCAAUCGUCUACAAAUGAAUCUAAUCCCGAUUCGGAGGUUAAAGACUUUUUUAAAUCGGAAAAUAUUGAUAUAGACGAUGACGACUUCUUCGAAUUUUUCCUUAAGGAUGGUCUAAAACUUCCACAAGAAAAAAUAGAUGAAUUACAACAACUCCAAUUUGACCCAACUGCCUCAGAUGAUGAUUCUCUUGAGAAUGACAAAUUUAUGGAUGGAUUUGGUGAUGUAAUGGAUAAUAACGAUCUUGAUGAAGGCCUUAUGAAUGCUUUAAACGAAUCCAUGAAAUGGUUAGGUGUAGAAGGCAUGGAGGGGAUACCAUUUGAUCCACUGAAAAAGUUCAUGGCUGACAAAAAGAAAUAA